UGGUUCUCCCACAAUGCACCUGGGCUACAGAAGGCGCCCUCCAUGCUGCUGCAGUGAAGCUUCAUGUAGCAAACAGAACAAGUUCAUCAUCCAGCUUUAUUGUGUUAAUUAAUCAUCACACAGCAGGUUGGAGUGUGUGUGUUUCACCUUAAUGUAUCAUGGCUCCAUUCGGCUUGAUGACAGUCGGCGCUAAUCUUUUAAGCAGAACUUUGGGUUUGUUUUCGACUGCAGUUAGUGUGAGGUGCUCUUGUGUCACUUCAGCAUUAAAACACUUCAGCACUACAGCUGGUGGUCCUCCAAAAAGACCCCUGACUGCAUACAUGCGAUAUGUGAAGGAACAGCAGCCCAUCGUUGGCAGACAGAAUCCAGACAUCAAAGCUGUGGACGUUGUCCGAAAGAUCGCCCUGCAGUGGAGGACUCUUACAGCAGAGGAAAAACAGCCUUUCGAAGACGCGUCCAUAGCAGCGAGGGAGCAGUACAAAGUUGACGUGAAGGUGUACAAGGAUCAGCUCACGCCUGCGCAGUCUGCAGCUAUCGCAGAGGAGAAAAGACAGAAGAAGGCAAAAAGGCGAGCAAUCAGGAAGAAGAGGGAACUGAACAGUCUCGGCAAACCCAAACGCCCCAGAACGGCCUUCAACAUCUUCAUGGCAGAGCACUUUGAAGAAGCAAAAGGGAGCACGAUGCCGGGCAAAAUGAAGUCUCUGUUUGACGACUGGAAGAGUUUGUCCUUAUCACAGAAACAAAUAUACACACAGCUAGCAGAGGAUGAUAAAGUACGUUAUAAAAAUGAGAUGAAGGCGUGGGAGGAGCACAUGACUGAACUCGGGAGGGAGGAUCUGGUCCGACGGAAGGAGUCACGACGCAAGAAAGCAGCGACUAAAAGAGGCAAAAAGAAAUCGAGAGUUAAAGUGUUGAAGGCCAAAGCGCCUGAUAAGAAAACAUCAGAGGGGAAAAAGACUGUUUCUGCUGAAACAAAAAAAACAAGUAGCACUAAGAAGUGAGCGUUUUCUCUGAGGUGUAAGCCGUCCUUAUUAAAGCCGCUUUAGAAAGACGUACACAUCUCCGAUUGGUGCUCAGCGAUGAGUGAUAUUUUAUACUGUGACACAAAAAAAGGCCAGUUUUGUGGUGACGUCUUUGCUUAAAUACACAUCCAUCACACAUCGGACGCAACUGAACCUGAGUUUCUACAACUACUGCGUUUGCUUUUGUUUAUUAUGAAGUUACUUAUAAUUGUAAUCCUUACAUUUAUUUUAUUUUGCUUUGUAGAACACAUCCAGUUCUGGAUCAUAUGAAAAAAAAAUCCCAGUAUUCAUUUUCUGUAUCACAUCUUUACUUAAUAAAUAUCAACAUUUUCUAUCAAAACAAGCACCACAAAGUAUCUACACAGUCAAUUCAGAUUACAAUAUUACAUUAAAACAGGAAGUGAUUAUGUGACAAAGUCCAGACAUUUCAGCUGAAACCCCAAAUAAACAUUAUGACUUUUUAAGCCUUGA
Messenger RNA from Tachysurus vachellii, 1493 nucleotides. RefSeq names its product transcription factor A, mitochondrial (gene tfam). NCBI's taxonomy places the organism in Eukaryota, Metazoa, Chordata, Actinopteri, Siluriformes, Bagridae. The transcript has 7 exons. Bases 159 to 1001 code for a protein of 280 amino acids. Gene Ontology annotation, molecular function: transcription cis-regulatory region binding. The record is from RefSeq and is a predicted model, not a curated record.